Molecule: messenger RNA, 3264 nt
Organism: Penicillium pulvis
Lineage: Eukaryota; Fungi; Ascomycota; Eurotiomycetes; Eurotiales; Aspergillaceae
Product: WD40 repeat domain-containing protein
Exons: 2
Coding region: 1-3264 (1087 amino acids)
Molecular function (GO): protein binding
Source: RefSeq, a predicted model, not a curated record
AUGGCGGAAUUCUUCAGCCAAAACGGGUCACUGGGAGCCAGCUUCUUCUUUGAAAGAGGUGAAAGGGACCGAGGGAAUGCCAGAAAGCUUUUCCCGACAAUCGCAAGACAACUAGCGAUUAAUAUUCCCCAGAUGAUGCCCGCCCUACAGGACAUAGCCCGUGCAGAUCCAGGUAUCGCAGCAAAGACGAUGAGAGAACAAUUCAAAACACUCCUUCGUCUACCACUCCAAAAGCUCGAGCGAUCCAUCCUCUCUGCCCAGACCCUCUCAAUUCAGACCAUGGUGAUAGUGAUUGACGCAUUAGACGAAUGCGAGGGAGACGAUGAUAUCCGACUGAUACUGCAACUUCUUCCGGGACUACAAAAUAUAGCUGCUUUACGACUACGAGUACUUUUGACUAGUAGGCCCGAUCUACCGGUCCGUCUAGGGUUUUCAAGGAUUGCCAGCCACGAUCAUAAAGAUCUCAUUCUACAUGAUAUCCCAGAGGAAGUAAUUGCGCAUGAUAUUACUUUAUUCCUCAAUCAUCAACUUGCGGAGGUAAGAACAGAACGGUUCUUACCUACAGAUUGGCCUUGCGACCGAGACUUCCAAAAGCUAGUGGCAUUAUCCGUCCCAUUAUUUAUCUUCGCUGCUACUAUCUGUCGUCUAUUCAAGGAUCCCAUUUGGGACCCUACGGAUAGCCUGGCUGAAAUAUUAACACAUCAAAACGACGAAUCCAAGCUGGAUGGCACAUACCUUCCUGUUCUUGACCGUCUACUCUACGGACAACACGGUAAACGAAGAGAUAAAUUAGUUUUUGAGUUUCAGCAAAUUGUUGGUGCCAUCGUGACCCUAGAGAGUCCGCUAUCGGUCAUAUCACUUGCGAAAAUUCUAGGUCUUUCUAAGGGUCGUAUACAACUUCGACUCAACCCACUACACUCGGUGCUAAGAGUGCCGGACGACGAAACGAUUGCGAUACGGCUUUUUCACCUUUCGUUUCGAGACUUUCUUCUGGAUCUAGAAACUCGCCAGAAAACUCCCUUUGGGAUAAACGAGAUAGAGAUACACUAUAUCCUGACAAGGCAAUGUAUCCUCAAAUGUCAUGAUCUACGGAAAAAUAUCUGUGAGCUGCCAAGUGAUGGCACUCAGAUGCUUGAAAUCGAUUGGAAGACUAUCGAUGGCCACCUUCCUCCAGAGUUACAAUAUGCCUGUCGAUACUGGGUAUAUCACCUGGUCCGAUGCACGGAUUACACGGGCUUCGAAAACAUAAUACAGGAUGCUUUCUUAUUUCUCCGCGCACACUUUUUGCACUGGGUAGAAGCCAUGAGCCUACUAGGCUUAACGUUGGAGAUAAUAGAUAUUCUUGAUCAAAUUCAAACAGCUAUUCCGGACGACGACGGCUCUUCCCUAAUCAUAGACUUUCUUCAUGAUGCAAAACGCUUUAUUUUGAAGAGUCAUCAGAUCAUUGACAAAGCGCCGCUUCAGGUUUAUUGUGCAGGGCUUAUAUUUGCGCCUCAAACCUCAAUAAUCCGAAAAGAGUUUGAACAUGAACUUCCUACUUGGAUAUGCCAGCUCCCACGAGUUGAUGAAAGGUGGGAUGCAGCAUUACAGACCCUAGAAGGCCAUUCAGCAGAAGUUCACUCGGUGGCCUUCUCGCCCGACGGUCGCCUGCUCGCGUCCGGCUCCGUUGACAAUACAGUGCGUCUCUGGGAGACAAGAACGGGCGCACUUAUCCAGACUCUCCACGGUUCAGAUAUGGUUUGGUCGGUGGCCUUCUCACCAAACAGACUUCUACUAGCGUCCGGCUCUAGUGACGGCACGGUGUGUCUGUGGAACCUAGCGACAGGCGCCCUCACGCAAGUUCUCCAAGGACAUUCAGAAGCAGUCCGCUCAGUGGCAUUCUCGCCCGACGGGCAGGUGCUGGCAUCUGGCUCUGACGAUAAUACAGUGUGCCUCUGGGACCCAGCGACGGGCGCCCUCACGCGAGUUCUCGAUUUUCAUACAGAAGAAGUCUGCUCUGUAGCAUUCUCGCCCGACGGGCAGGUGCUGGCAUCUGGCUCUGACGACAAUACAGUGUGUCUCUGGAGCCUAGCGACGGGCGCCCUCACGCGAGUUCUCCAAGGACAUUCAGAAGAAGUCUGCUCAGUGGCAUUCUCGCCCGACGGGCAGAUGCUGGCAUCUGGCUCCAAGGAUGAUACAGUGUGUCUCUGGGACCUAGCGACUGGCGUACUCACACAAUGUCUCGAAGGAACUUUCUGGGUCCAUUCGGUGGCCUUCUUGCCUAAUGGCCGGACACUGAUAUCUGGUUCUACUGCAAUGGUGUCCUUUUGGGACCUAGCGACGGGUACAGUCACUCAAACUUUACAAGGUCAUUCAGAUGCACAUUCAUCAGUGGCCAUCUCGCCUAACGGCCGACUAUUAGCAUCUAGCUCGAUUGAUAGAACAGUGAGACUCUGGGACCUGGGUGAAAACGCAAUUCCGUAUCUCAGUGAAGGCAAUUCAUAUACAGUAUAUUCAGUAGCCUUCUCGCCCGACGGUCGCGUACUGGCGUCCAGCUCUCGCGAGGGCAUAGUUUAUCUCUGGGAUUCAAAAAGGUGCGCAAUUACGCAAAGACUUACAGGCCAUGCAUCCGAAGUACAAUCAGUGGUCUUUUCGCCUGACGGCCGGCUACUAGCGUCUACUUCUCUCGACAGGACAGUGCGCCUUUGGGACCUAGCGAUGGGUACACCCGCGCAGAUUCUCCGAGGCCAUUCAGAUGCAGUUUGGUCAGUGGCUUUCUCGCCCGAUAGUCAGAUGCUGGCAUCUGGCUCCAUGGAUAAUACGGUGUGCCUUUGGGACUUAGCAACAGGUGUGCUUACCCAUACUCUAAAAUGCCACUUAAAGCCGGUUUCAUCGGUGAUCUUCUCGCCUGAUGGCCAGCUAUUAGCAUCUUGCUCAACUCGCGAAAAUAGAAUUUGUCUGUGGGACACAAUGACGGGCAUGUAUAUGCAGAGCUGGAGAUUUGAUGAAGGGGACUUUAUGCUUGGGUUUUCACAAAACGGUUCGUGCAUUCGAACUAACUCAGGUGCCAUGCAUAAUCAGUCCAGGUGUGACGGUCUCACGUGCAAUUUGCGCCCUGAGUGCCUAGAUAUCUCAAUCGAGCACAAGCAAUGGAUAAACCUGAAAGGGAAAAAUGUCCUUUGGCUUCCUAUCGAGUUUCGGCCACAUAGUUCCCAGGUCAGUGGUAACAUGGUUGCUUUGGGAUCAUACACAGGACGAGUCUCGCUUCUUGGGUUUUGUAUUUGA